CUGGAGGAGGUGCGAGCGGCAGUGACAGGCUGGCAGCCCAGACACUGCUGCUCCUCCACGGGCUGCUCCUGCUCUCCUGCCCGCCAACUUUCACUCCAGCCGGGGGCGCCCCCAGCACCCUGCCACCCCGGGAGAUUAGCCCAGCAGUAUACUAAGAGAAUGGCUGUGAGGUCCAGGAGACCCUGGAUGAGUGUGGUGGUGGGACUAAUCCUGGGAUUUACCGCUGCCUCCUGGCUCAUCGCCCCCAAAGUAGCUGAGAUGAGCGAGAAGAAGAGAAGGUCCAAUGUCUGCUCCUUCUACACCCCGGAGAGGGUCCAGGCAGGGCAGCAGGGAGGCAUGAGGAGCCCCUCCAGGGAUGGCCCCUGGCAGGGGAAAGAAGUGGUGGCACACAGCACCCCUGGACCUGAGGACGAGGACCCCAAGAAGGACAACAACAGCAGUAGCAGCAGGCACAGGGUUAACCACAAUGGAAGUGGGGACUGGGGUCCACCAGAGGACAGCCAGAGACAUUUCCUCUAUGUCGGGGUUAUGACAGCUAAGAAAUACCUGGACACCCGGGCAGUGGCAGCUUACAGGACCUGGGCACCCUACAUCCCGGGCAAAGUGGAGUUCUUCUCCAGCCAGGGCUCAGAGGAGAUCCAGCUGCCGGAACCAGUGCCAGUCAUCUCCUUACCUGGGGUGGACGACUCGUACCCUCCUCAGAAGAAGUCCUUCAUGAUGAUCAAGCACAUGCAUGACAAGUACCUGGAUAAAUAUGAGUGGUUCAUGAGGGCAGAUGACGAUGUGUACAUCAAAGGUGACAAACUCGAACAAUUUCUGAGAUCUCUGAACAGCAGCAAACCACUUUAUUUGGGUCAAACAGGCCUUGGUAAUAUUGAAGAACUUGGAAAACUUGGACUUGAACCUGGAGAAAAUUUCUGCAUGGGAGGACCAGGGAUGAUCUUUAGCAGAGAGGUAUUGCGAAGGAUGGUGCCACACAUUGGUGAAUGUCUCCGUGAAAUGUAUACAACUCAUGAAGAUGUGGAAGUGGGUAGAUGUGUGCGGCGAUUUGGUGGAACUCAGUGUGUUUGGUCCUAUGAGAUGCAGCAACUAUUCCAUGAAAAUUAUGAACACAACAGAAAAGGCUAUAUACAAGAUCUGCACAACAGCAAAAUUCAUACAGCUAUAACACUGCACCCUAAUAAAAGACCAGCAUACCAGUACAGGCUGCAUAAUUAUAUACUGAGCCGGAAGAUUUCUGAAUUACGCUUUCACACUAUCCAGCUUCAUAGGGAAAGUGUUUUGAUGAGCAAGCUUAGUAACACAGAGAUAAACAAGCUAGACCAGCAGCUUGGUAUGAUGCCAUCCUUCAAUAGAUUUCAGCCACGGGAAAGAAAUGAAGUAAUUGAAUGGGAGUUUCUUACAGGAAAGCAUAUUUAUUCAAUGUCUGCAAACGCUCCACCAUCUCAGAGUCUAAAUAACCUUCUCAAGGUGUCUUUGGAUGACACAGUGAUGCAAUUAAUGGAAAUGAUAAAUGAGAACUCCAAAUCAAGAGGAAGGUUAAUUGAUUUUAAAGAAAUCCAGUAUGGCUACCGCAGGAUCCAUCCUAUGUAUGGAGUAGAAUAUAUAUUAGAUUUGUUGCUGUUAUACAAAAGGCAUAAAGGCAGAAAACUGACGGUUCCCGUAAGACGUCAUGCAUAUUUACAACAGUCGUUUAGUAAACCAUUUUUCAAAGAAGAUGAAGAACUAGAUGUGCAAAGCUUUUUGCAGAGCAUUAAUAGUGACACACAGUCUUUCUCAUUUCUCUCUAACUCAUUGAAAAUGUUUUCUGCUCUUCAUAUGACUAAGGAAAUGAAAGAAAAGAGUGACAAGAAAAUACAUUUCCUUGUUCCGCUCACCGGAAGGUAUGAUAUCUUCACAAGGUUUAUGGAAAAUUAUGAGAAGGUCUGCCUGAUCCCGAAGCAGAAUGUAAAGCUAGUCAUUAUUUUGUUCAGUUCUGAAACAAACUCUGACUUCAACAACCACAUAGAGCUCAUGGCAGAAUAUCAGAAUAAAUACCCACAGGCGGAAAUGACUAUAAUAAAAAUGUCAGGACAGUUUUCCAGGGGGUUGAGUCUUGACAAGGGAUCUGCUCAGUUUGAUAAUGACACUUUGUUGCUCUUUUGUGAUGUAGACUUGUUGUUCACAUCAGACUUUCUACAGAGGUGUCGGGAUAACACUAUUCAAGGACAACAAGUGUAUUACCCAAUUGUAUUCAGUCAGUAUGACCCAAAAGUAAUAUACGGGGGAAAUCCUCCUGCCGACAGUAACUUUGUCUUUACAAAGAAAACAGGCUUUUGGCGAGACUAUGGAUAUGGUAUUACUUGUAUUUAUAAACAUGACCUACUGAAUAUUGGUGGCUUUGAUACUUCCAUCCAAGGAUGGGGCUUAGAAGAUGUUGACCUCUUUAAUAAAGUUAUAUCUUCUGGACUCAAAGCUUUUCGAAGUCAAGAAACGGGGGUGGUUCAUGUUUUUCAUCCUGUCCAAUGUGACCCCAAUUUAAACCCUAAACAGUAUAAAAUGUGCCUGGGUUCUAAAGCAAGUACAUUUGCAUCUGCUUCUCAAUUAGCAGAGAUUUGGUUAGAGAAACAUUUAGGUGUUGGAUAUAACCGAACGCACUCCUGACAUGUCUACUUACUCUGACAUCAAGAGGAGUUUACCUCAUGCUGUAAUUUGUCAUCAUUGUCUACAAACUCCUCUGUGUCUUCCAAAGGAUAUUUGCUGUUCAUUGACACUGAUUUUUGAAAACUCUAUUGAUUAUCUUUAUUUUAAUUUCCUGCUGAAGAUGAGGUUACUAUUCCCAUUUUUGUGUUUGGAAAUGAGUUAAGAUUUGCCAAUGAGUUACAUAUUCUCAAGGAGCACACUUAUCAAGACUACACCAUUCAACCAAGGAGACAGCUCUUAAUGGGGAAUAGGAUGUGAUAUCAUUAUUUUGUUUCUUAAUGUGACCCAAAUAUUUGCUGGCAAAGGUACCACAGAAGUGCAUUAUGCUUCCCUUUGGGAAGAGACUUGAGUUUUCUAAUUUAUAACAAGACUUAAAUAUAUAAACACUACUUUUGUUCAUCUUUAGAAUUUUUAAUGUAAAAGAUAACUAUGAUUGUACGUUUAUUUUUUAAAACUGCAUUAGGAGGGUCUUUUCAUGAACAGCUGGUACUGGCUACCAAGGUCCAAAAUGUCUUACUAUGUGUCCAUUUUUGAAUGUGUUCCUCCUAUAAUAAAUCAACUCUUUAUUCUCUAGGGAAUAUAACUGCAUCAGAAUUCAAAUACUGUAAAUUCUAGAAAUCAUUUUCUAUUACACGUUGGCAAGAAGAUGAAUCGUAUGAAAAUUAGUAUUUAAAACAACACAUUUUUAACCAUAUUUCCUUCUUUUUUUUCAAGAAAUAUGCAAUUUCUUUUCAUCCGAUUCCAACCACAAAUAUAUUCCCAUUCAUUUUCUUGUGCUGUGAGACUAAUGUGACAAAUUGCUGGAUAGUUAAGGGUGCAGUGCUGCUUAGAUUGUAUGAAAAAAAAUAAUAAUUAUCUUUCAAAAUUGCC
Molecule: messenger RNA, 3552 nt
Organism: Bufo bufo (common toad)
Lineage: Eukaryota; Metazoa; Chordata; Amphibia; Anura; Bufonidae
Gene: CHSY3
Product: chondroitin sulfate synthase 3
Exons: 3
Coding region: 160-2643 (827 amino acids)
Cellular component (GO): Golgi cisterna membrane
Molecular function (GO): glucuronosyl-N-acetylgalactosaminyl-proteoglycan 4-beta-N-acetylgalactosaminyltransferase activity
Source: RefSeq, a predicted model, not a curated record